AUGCUGGAUCCGGCGGCGGCGGCGGGGGCGGCGGGCGGCAUGGGCGAUGGAGGAGCCGAGGAUGGAAGCAGCCCGGUGCAGCCCGGGGCCCCGGGGCCGGCCGGACAGCAGGACAGCCGCCCCGGACCCGCGGCGGGCGGCGGCGACGGCCAGGCCGGGGGAGGCGAGGCGGAUUACUGCCGGCGGAUCUUGGUGCGAGAUGCCAAGGGGACGAUCCGGGAGAUCGUACUGCCCAAGGGCCUGGACCUGGACCGGCCCAAGCGGACACGGACCUCGUUCACGGCGGAGCAGCUGUACCGGCUGGAGAUGGAGUUCCAGCGGUGCCAGUACGUGGUGGGGCGGGAGCGCACCGAGCUGGCCCGGCAGCUGAACCUCUCCGAGACCCAGGUCAAGGUCUGGUUCCAGAACCGCCGCACCAAGCAGAAGAAGGAUCAGAGCCGGGACGCCGAAAAGCAGCACCCGUCCUCCGCCUCCGAGUCCUUCGCCACUUGCAAUAUCUUACGACUGUUGGAGCAGGGAAGGCUUCUGGCUGUGCCGGGGGCUUCCGGCCUACUCUCCCUGGCUUCCCCCCCACUGGCCUCCCCCACCAGCAACGGGGCACCCAUUGGGGCCUCCUCUCCAGGCCUUGGAGGUGUGGGGGGAGGAGGCAGCCCACCACGGGUGGGGGGCUCCUUUGGUCUCCAGGGAUCCCCGUUGGCCUCUGUGGCAUCUCCUCAGCACCCGACGCCUCUCUGCUUUGCCCCCCUCCGUGAUUUGCCCAGCAGCUACGGACUGGGCAGCUCAGCUUUCGAGCCCUAUAACCGGCUGGACAAGAAGGACAGUGCUCUGGUCAGCAAGAAACCCAACACUUAAAUUAACUGCCCCCCCUUCACCACCCUGUGCCUCACCUUUCCCCCACCCUCUGCCAUGGGACCUUCCCCCCUGCCUCCCCACAGCUCCACACUUCCUGCCUGGACUGAGAGAGAGGAUCUAAGUGGGGGUUGUGGUCCCCUGGCUCUCUCUGUUUCCAUCUCUGUCUCCCUCUGUCUCUGUCAUUCUCUGUCUCGCUGUCUCUUUCUGCCCUCCCUCUUGGCCACCAGAAGCUCAGAGACUCUCAACCCAAAGUCCACGUGGUUUGUGUGUGGAUGUGUGUGUGUGCGUGUGUGUGUGUGUUUCUUUCAUGGAAAAAUAAAAAGACAGAAACUUAAAAGUUGCACCUCCCCACCCACUCCUCCUUCCCUGGACCCACAGAAGGAGUUUAGGGGGAAUCCCUUGAGGAGCCAGGACUGUGGAGAUUGCUGGACUGGGCUAGCCUAGACUGGGGUCAGCUAUCUGAGGUGGAAGGGGAGGGGGUCCUUCACUUGGCUUUCUUAGCUUAUGGCUUGAUCCAAGGCAGAAACUCGAGUCAGUAUUGCACACAUACACAUUCACCUACACACAACUUUAUACAUUUACAUGUAGGUAUCCACAUGCCCUCUCAAACACACACACACACACACACACACACACACACACACACACAAAUCCCUAGACCUACCCACACCAGACAGUUAUCAUCCCUGUCGUCAGGGUUUAUUAAGCACUGCUUUGUGCUAAAUCCUGGACUGAACUACGAGAUAUUAAAAAAGAAGAUAAAAAUGCCACCUCACCCUCGUCUCCCAAGCAGAUCCCCACGGAUCCCCCCAGUGGCAGGUCUGAACUCCCCACACUGUGUGCAGAGCACUGCACUUGGCUCUUGAAGAAUACAAUCCCAGGAAAAGACUAGCCCCUGUCCUGGAAGCUAUUCCAAUCUAACAGGAAAGACAGGAAGGAGUUGUACACAUGCAGUCUCUGCUCAUAGAGUCAUCUCUGGUCCUGACUGUCCUCCUGCUGGUCUACCUGCUGCUGCUGGUGUGGAAGUUGCUUCUCCUUUCUCCUGCUGCUGCUGCUGCUUUUUCUCAGCCUAACCUGGCCAGGCUGCAUCCUUUGAGAUUAUGCCUUAUUGGAUUCUUAAAGCAUCUGUUUUGCCCUCCCUCCCAGCCUGGGCACCCUGUUUGAAGAGCACUGUUCUGGGAGCUUGGGAGAUACCCUAUAAGCAGAUG
Molecule: messenger RNA, 2060 nt
Organism: Ornithorhynchus anatinus (platypus)
Lineage: Eukaryota; Metazoa; Chordata; Mammalia; Monotremata; Ornithorhynchidae
Gene: VAX2
Product: ventral anterior homeobox 2
Exons: 4
Coding region: 1-852 (283 amino acids)
Biological process (GO): central nervous system development; brain development; regulation of DNA-templated transcription
Molecular function (GO): DNA-binding transcription factor activity, RNA polymerase II-specific; DNA binding
Source: RefSeq, a predicted model, not a curated record